Vigna radiata var. radiata (mung bean) is the source of this 890-nucleotide messenger RNA. RefSeq lists its product as uncharacterized. The record is from RefSeq and is a predicted model, not a curated record. NCBI's taxonomy places the organism in Eukaryota, Viridiplantae, Streptophyta, Magnoliopsida, Fabales, Fabaceae. The transcript has 3 exons. The coding region runs from base 45 to 602 and encodes 185 amino acids.
CUUUUGUUAUUCCUCUGCACAACUUGCUACCAUGACAUCAAAAUAUGUCUUCUUUCUCCAUCUUCUUCUAUCAUUCACCAUUUCUCUUACCACUCCCUUUCUUUUUUCAGUUGAUUGUUUUUAUGUACUCCAAAAGAACAAUACUUCUUUCUGGGUGUGUUACUGCUAUUGAUGAAUACAUGAACGAUGAAAUGCCUAUUGGAUGGCCAUUUGGUCUAGGCUUUCUGAAUACAAGACUUAGAGAUGUAGAACCACUUCCAGCUGCUCCAGUAGAGCCACACUCAAUGCACAUUCCGUCCACCAGUUUUUCCUCAUUCUCAUCAUCCAACCUUGAUACUGAGUCGACAGCAUCUUUCUUUCAAGACAACAGUGUAUCCCUGGGGCAUCUGAUUGGGCUGAGAGCAGGAGAAAAGGGACGCUUGUACUUUCCAAACUCACUGAGAAUAGAAGAAAGGGAGGAGAAAACAUUAGCAAAGUGUUCAACUUCUGAUGAUGAUGGCUCUAAAGUAAAAGAAGAAGAAAUGUCUCGUGGCAUUUGUAUACCUAUACUACUUGAGGCCCUAUUCAAGAUCAGCAAAAGUAAGAAAAGUUCAACUAACUAAGCCUUGUCUCUACUCAAAAUUAACAACAAUCAUUUUUCUUUCGUUUCAGCUCAGUUUCCAAAGUAGAAUAGAAAAGGGAGUCUUGGUGUAUUUUGUUAUUCUGUUCUUUAGCAGCAUUCUGUCUCUUCUACCACAUCUUUGCAUACCCAAUAAAAUGUUUUUCUAGUUCUUGUGAUCUUCCAAACUUUAAUUUUCAGUUAGUUGUAAAAGUUUGUGCUCCGUCUGCAUAAUUACAUAGAUGUUGAUUAAUCAGCGAGUGAAGCAAGUCAUAGAAAUAUGAUUCCAUUA